AUGUCGGCACAAGUCCCACGACCUCGUUGGAUUGGCGGCAAGAGUCGUUCAAGCGCUUGGUUUGGCCUCGCUAAGCUGUGCAUGCACGACGAAUACAUGCGAGUCGAAGCCAUUCGGAGGAGCAGACGAGAUCGGGCACGAGCCACAAUACUCGCUGCUGCUGCACCCGAGGCUGUCACUGCCAGUGAAACUGGUGGUGAUCGAGAGGCGGCCGAGGCCGAGGAGGAUAAGGAUGUCGCAGACGGCGAAAGACCACAUGGAGGGGAAGAUCAAGGAAACAUCGAAGAAGUAGAGAAUGAGGCCGCUGCUAACACCGCAAAUGUUGCUGGGGUAAGUGGGGACAUCGACUUAGAAGGCCGCGAAUCUAUUAUCAAUGAUGACCCGGAAAAUGCGGCCGCCUCUCAAGCACAGUCCAAAGCCCAUUCUGUCAAAGCCAGCAUCACGAGAUCUCAUGCUGGUUCAAAUGACACCGCGGGCAAUGGUGAAGCUCAACAGAACGAGCCCUCGCCCCAACCUUCAAAAGCGCCGUCAGCAGGGACCCGAAAUAGCCCAGGAGCUCGUCCCGCCAAUGUUUCACCAGAGACCGCCCAAGAACUGCAACGUGCUCCUUCAACACGCCGUAUGUCAGCGGUGUCCUCACUACGUUCUGGGAGACCUAGAACUACGGUUGGCCAGCAGACUAUCGACGUGGAAGUUCGAAAAGCCUGCCGAAUCUCAUCGCCACGCCCAUCAAGGGUGUGUUCCAACAAAAUGGGGAAUCCUCCUGCCGUCAGUGGACAUCAUAGUACUACCUGCGCUCGGCAAGAGAGUGUGCAUCGCAGCUCACCACUUUUGUCAAGAGCUGCUUCGCCCACUUCUCGCAUCGCAGAAUGGCGUGCACGUACAGUGGAUUCACAAGAUCCGGGGGACGAGACCGCAUUUGGACGCCCUUUUCGACCAGCUUGCCCUUCCGUCCCGGCCAGCAUAUCGCCCUCCACAUCCAGCAGGCUUAGUCAAACAACUACUCUUACUUCUAUCUCGCAAAGGCCACAAGGCCAUACCUCUGCUCCCGUGUCAGCCUGUGUUGAACAAGCCGCAUCGAGCGCUCAGCAAGGUGCUCAGACACCCACGGGGAUCGGGGAUCAAGCAGCAUUGAGACUACAGACCUGGAACUGGGCUGAGUCACAGCGUCACAGCCUGGAAUAUCAUGCCACGCACAGAUAUGAACAGUCUGCUCAACACUCGAUUGCGCCACAUAUGGUGCAACGACAGCACCAGACAUCGACUGGGCCCGGUCUGCACAACGCAAUUAUGCUUCUCAACCUCAACCUCAACUCUACCUCCCAUGUCCCAACCCAUACCAGCAUCGAUGGUCGCCAUCUUACACUCCAAGACAUCCUGGAGGACAGGGUACUCUUGUACUCUAUGGCGGCAGCCACCAUUAUCUAA
Molecule: messenger RNA, 1428 nt
Organism: Fonsecaea pedrosoi CBS 271.37
Lineage: Eukaryota; Fungi; Ascomycota; Eurotiomycetes; Chaetothyriales; Herpotrichiellaceae
Exons: 2
Coding region: 1-1428 (475 amino acids)
Source: RefSeq, a predicted model, not a curated record